UGGCCAUGAGACAUAAAAUGACACCGGAGAAGGGGAAAAGCCCAGAUUCGGCUUUCCAGGAGCAAGCGGGCCAAGAACGGAUGCCAUCGGGGGAUUCCAACCAAGCAGGCUUGACUUCAGAAAGAGCAGGGCGUACGCCUCUUGAACCCAAAGCUAGGGAUGAUCAUAGCCCUGAGAAAAGGGAAGACCAGAGGCAACCAAAGAGUGAACUAGUUGACCGGAGAUUGAAAUAUUUGGAUCCUCGAGCAGCAAUGAAGGCAUCCCAGUCCGGAAACUCGGGGUGGGGAGAGCCGGAACAGACGGAGUCCGAGCCGUGGGAGAACGCCAAGGCUUGCUUGGCCUCGUUGGAAGGAGCGGCGGAAGCAUACCGGCGAUUCAAGGGACUGGCGAAUCUCAGUCAAGUUGGAGGGAACUGUGGGACGGUGGAGACCACGAAGGUGGAGGAUCUCCUCAAGGAGGACUCGGCCACCGCGGACGUCCAGAGGAGCCUCUUCCGGGAAUACCGCUACCAGGAGGCGGAGGGGCCACGUGAGGCCUGCAGCCGCCUCUGGUACCUGUGCCACCGGUGGCUGAAGCCCGAGAGGCACACCAAGGAGCAGAUCCUGGAGCUGGUGAUCCUGGAGCAGUUCCUGGCCAUCCUUCCCUCCGAGAUCCAGAAGUGGGUCAAGAGGGGUUGCCCUCAAUCCUGCGACCAGGCGGUGGCCCUGGCGGAGGGCUUCUCUCCAAGGAAGCAAGAGAGGGCGAGACAGCGGGCACCGGAGGGACCAGGGCUGAUCCAGGAGGCGGAUUUGAGCUUCUCUGUGGCAGAACAGCCUCCGGAUCACAGCCUGGGAGAGAAACCGUUUUGUCCGGAGGUCAGAAGUGAGGACGAAGUUGAUUCAGAUGCAGGUGACGACUGGGUGAUUGAGGCCAAGCGGGAAGAUCCUCCAUUGGAAGGACCAGAAUUGGAGAAGCUGCAAGGCACUUCCUGGACACGACUCCCUUGGCCACGAGGAGAUGAAGAACCUUUCGCAAGUCGUAGCGAUGUGGUGGCACAGAAGGGCGAAAACUGCCCAAAUCAGAAGGUGGUGGAUGCCCGAACUUCUGUAGCAGGCGACCACGGUCAACCCAUUGUUGCCAAGCGGUGUCGCCGAAGCCGGGGAAAGAAGACCUGCGGCGUGUGCGGGAAGACCUUUAGCCGGUGCACCGUCCUCGCCGCGCACCAGCGGACCCACACGGGGGAGAAGCCCUUCAUGUGCCAGAACUGCGGCAAAUGCUUCAGUUUCAAGUCCACCUUGGUGGCCCACGAGAGGACACACACGGGGGAGCGGCCGUACACCUGCGACCAAUGCGGGAAGAGCUUCACCGUCAGCUCCGUCCUCACGCGGCACUACCGGGUCCACCUCGAGAAGGAGCUCUUCCGCUGCCCGGAGUGCGAGAAGAGCUUCACCCAGAAGUCCCAGCUCCUCAACCACCAGAAGGUCCACCUGAAGGAGAAACCCUUCAAGUGUGGACGGUGUGGGGAGAGCUUCAGCCACAACUCCAGCCUCCGGAAGCACGAGGGUGGUCACACAGGGGAGAAGCCCUUCAAGUGCCCCGACUGUGACAAAUCCUUCAACACGUCAUCCCAACUUGUCAAGCACCACCGGGUCCACACUGGAGAGAGACCCUACACCUGUGCCGAGUGUGGGAAGAGCUUCAGCCAGUGGCAGAUCCUGAUGGUGCACCAGCGGACCCACACGGGGGAGAAGCCCUUCAAAUGUGCCACGUGUGGGAAGUGCUUCUCCGACCGGGCCGUCCACAUCCGACACCAGAAGGUCCACACGGGCGAGAGGCCCCAUCAAUGCACAACCUGCGGGAAGAGGUUCACCCAUCGCACGGUCUUGGUGAAACAUCAGAAGAUCCAUGCCAGGGAAGCUCUGAACAUGCUCCGGCUCGAAGAAGGACAGCACCCGGCGCAAGGGACCUCAUCGGUGGCUGCACCAUUUUGGGGGAAAUCUCUGACAAAUAUAGGUCUCCAUUACAAAAUCCAUGAUCUGGAAGGUGAAAUGGCAGCCAAGAAGAGAAGAACCUCAGAUGAUAGCCUCCAAUUCAACUAUCUGUUGAAACAGGGGAUGAAGGAAGGAGACCAAGUAGAUCUGAAACCAGAGGUGGCCUUGGAAAGAGGAGCUGGUCAUGAAUCCAAGGCUGUGAAGAGCUUUCUCAAACAGGAAGAAGUUAUGGGUGGAGCAGGCAAGUUGAACUCAUCAGAGGACCUCAAGGAAGCACCAUCUUCUCACUUGGGAUGGGGGAAUUCCCAGCAAUCACCGUGGGAGAAGGCAACGGUUCUCUUGACGUCUGUUGAAGGGCCACCAAAUGCUUACCGAAAGUCCAGAGGCCUUGGUGGAGGAAGCUUAGGAGACUUCAUAAAAAUAGAGGACACGAAGAGGGAGGACUGUUGGAAAGGAAGGGAAGAUCUCCUCAAGGAGGACUUGGUCACCAUGGACGUCCAGCGAGCCCUCUUCCGGGAAUACCGCUACCAGGAGGCGGAGGGUCCGCGUGAGGCCUGCAGCCGUCUCUGGUACCUGUGCCACCGGUGGCUGAAGCCCGAGAGGCACACCAAGGAGCAGAUCCUGGAGCUGGUGAUCCUGGAGCAGUUCCUGGCAAUCCUGCCCUCCGAGAUCCAGAGCUGGGUCAAGAGGGGCUGCCCUCGGACCUGCGACCGGGCGGUGGCCCUGGCCGAGGACUUCCUCCUGAGACGGCAGGCAUCUGGACAACUGGAACCACAGGGCUCAGCCCUGAUCCAGGACGCAGCUUCAAACCUCUGCAUGGUUGAGCAACUUCCUCCGAGUCCCAAAGAGAAGCAGCCUGUCGCCAAGAGCAAGCAGGGGAAUGGUGGCAAGACCAGCAGAACCACAGGUGAUGAAUGGAGAAGAGAGAACAAAGAGGAGAAACUUCAGCUUGGGCCACUGAAGCGCCACGGACCCUCCCGGGAAAUCCCCCCGUGGCCCCAGGCGGGUGGAGAAACAUCUCAGAGUCACAAGGAGGCAGAGAAAGGGAGGAAAAACUACCUCGAGCCCAGCGUGAAUGUAUUCUUUCCUUAUUUAGGGGAAAGUACUGAAGUGACGCAAAAGGUUGUCAUAAAGAGAAGGCGCCGGAGCAGAGGAGAAAGGGUGUGCAACGUGUGCGGGAGGAGCUUCAGCCGGACCACGGUGCUCGUGGCGCACCAGAGGACCCACACCGGGGAGAAGCCGUUCAUGUGCCAAGACUGCGGGAAGUGCUUCAGCCUGAAGUCCACUUUGGUGGCGCACGAGCGGACCCACACGGGAGAGCGGCCUUACACUUGCUCCCAGUGUGGGAAGAGCUUCACCGUCAGCUCGGACCUCACCCGGCAUUAUCGGAUCCACGUCGGAGAGAAGCCCUUCAGCUGCUUGCAGUGCAACAAGAGCUUCAGCCGGAAGACGCAGCUGCUCAACCACCACAAGGUCCACACGCGGGAGAAGCCGUACAAGUGCGCCCAGUGUGGGGAGACCUUCAACCGGAGCUCCAGCCUCAUGAUCCACGAGGGCUCCCACACGGGGGAGAAGCCCUUCAAGUGCCCGGACUGCGACAAAUCCUUCAACACCUCCUCCCAGCUGGUCAAGCACCACCGGGUGCACACCGGGGAGAGGCCCUACACCUGCUCCGAGUGUGGAAAGAGCUUCAGCCAAAGGCAGAUCCUGAUGGUCCACCAGAGGAUCCACACCGGGGAAAAGCCCUUCAAGUGUGCCACGUGCGGGAAAUGCUUCUGCGACCGGGCCGUCCUCAUCAGGCACCAGAAGGUCCACACGGGCGAGAGGCCACAUCAGUGCACAACCUGCGGGAAGAGCUUCUCUCACCGCGCGGUCCUUGUGAGGCAUCAGAAAAUCCACACCAGGGACUCUCUCAAUAUGUUGGUCAUGGAGGAGGACCCAGAUGAAGCCUCAUGAAAGCACAGCAUUUCCGUACCUUCAGCGUGGACUGCAAUUGACCUGUGGCAACUCCCAUGAUGAACCAGUGUAGUUGGCCCUCCAUAUUUGUGGGUUUGAUUACAUAGCCCAACGACAACAACAAAACCUUGUUAUCUCCGUUUUUCAGAACAUUCCUGGGGUUAUUAAGAAAAUUGCAUUGGAUAGACUGCAUCAGCUGUAGUUUCUUUGAUAUGUCUAUGUUGACUUUCUGUGGGCAACCAGGUGGCAACUGGUAGAUGCCGUAUGUUCUGUAUCUUAAAAACUAGGGUUGAUAUGGGGGAAACCAGUGCCAUUUUUGGAAUCAGCAGGUCAAAUAUAUCCAGAAACAGGGCUAACAUUUGAGGUACCAAAAAGUUAUUGGUCCAUGUUAUUCAUGGAUUUGAUUAUAAUAUCAUCUCUACUAAUCUCUAUGUCCCUCAGUAUGACUCUGUGGACUGCAGAUGACCUGAAGCAGUUUCAUGAUAAACUAUACAGUGAGACAUCCACAUUUGUGGUUUUGAUUAUUCACAUAUUUGGUAAAGAGGUUUUCUGAAGGAGUGUCUAGGUCAGUGGUGUCCAACCUUUGGUCCUCCAGGUAUUUUGGACUUCAUCUGCCAGAAUUCGUGGCCAUUGGACAAGUUGACCAGGACUUCUGAGAGUUGGAGUCCUAAAUACCUGGAGGAUGAAUGGUUGGACAUCCCUUGUUCUAGGUUCUCCAUGCAACUCCACAGUUCUAGGUUCUCCAUGCAACUCCACAGUUCUAGGUUCUCCAUGCAACUCCACAGUUUUAGGUUCUCCAUUCAACUCCACAGUUCUAGGUUCUCCAUGCAACUCCACAGUUUUAGGUUCUCCAUUCAACUCCACAGUUCUAGAUUCUCCAUGCAACUCCACAGUUCUAGGUUCUCCAUUCAACUCCACAGUUCUAGAUUCUCCAUGCAACUCCACAGUUCUAGGUUCUCCAUUCAACUCCACAGUUCUAGAUUCUCCAUGCAACUCCACAGUUCUAGGUUCUCCAUGCAACUCCACAGUUCUAGGUUCUCCAUGCAACUCCACAGUUCUAUGUUCUCCAUGCAACUCCACAGUUCUAGGUUCUCCAUGCAACUCCACAGUUCUAGGUUCUCCAUGCAACUCCACAGUUCUAGGUUCUCCAUGCAACUCCACAGUUUUAGGUUCUCCAUGCAACUCCAUAGUUCUAGGUUCUCCAUGCAACUCCACAACUCCACUUCUGCCAGAUGUUAGUCAUAACUCCAUGCUAGAGGUCCUCGGGAUUCCUAAAGAGGACACUCUUCUAGGACUCUCUAGGUGUUUCAAAGCUAUUCUGUGCUCAUCUUCUGGUGGAAUAUCUUGGGAUUCAUACUUGGGGAGGCACAACUCUUGAUAUACAGUGGGUUGCUGUGUGUUUUUCGGGCUGUAUGGUUAUGUUCCAACAACAUUAUCUCCUAACCUUUCACCUGCAUCUGUGGCUGGCAUCUUCAGAGGUUCUGUUGGCAGUGAGGCAAGUAGAGUGUAUGUAUAUCUGUGGAAUGUCCAUAUAUACACUCCAUUUGCUUCACUGCCAACAGAACCUCUGAAGAUGCCAACCACAGGUGAAACCUCAGAGAAGACUGCUACUGGAACCUGGCCAUACAGUCCGAAAAACUCACAGCAACUCAGUGAUUCCGGCCAUGAAAGCCUUCGACAACAUAAUAAUAUAAUAAUAACUUUAUUCUUAUAUCCUGCCCCAUCUCCUCGAAGGGAUUUGGGCAGCUCAAAUGAGGACUAAGCCCAGCAAUACACAAUAAAAUAAAAGGUAAAGGUUUCCCCUGAUGUUAAGUCCAGUCAUGUCUGACUCUGGGAGUUGGUGCUCAUCUCCAUUUCUAAGCCGAAGAGCCGGCGUUGUCCGUAGACACCUCCAAGGUCAUGUGGCUGGCAUGACUGCAUGGAGCGCUGUUACCUUCCCACCGGAGUGGUACCUAUUGAUCUACUCACAUUGGCAUGUUUUCAAACUGCUAGGUUGGCAGAAGCUGGGGCUAACAGCGGGUGCUCACUCCACUCCCUGGAUUCGAACCUGGGACCUUUCGGUCUGCAAGUUCAGCAGCUCAGUGCUUUAACACACUUCGCCACCGGGGCUCCUACACAAUAAAAUACGAUCACAUAAAUACAUUUAAAACAAAUAUAAAAUCAUAAAACAUAUAAUACAUUAAAGCAAUAACAUCUUGAUAUACAGUCAACCUUCCACACGUCCUGGGUUUAGAAGCAUAGGAGCCCCGUGAAAGUGGGAAAACCACAAAUAAUUUCUACUAUUUUACCUGCAAGAAGACCUUUCUAGGACUCUAGAUUGUUCACCACAACUUUCCUAUCAACUUUCUGCUGCAAAGUGACCAUUGGAGGACCUAGAGAUUUCUAGAAAAAAAUUAACUCAAACCUGCGAGUAAUCAAACCUGUAGAUGUGGAUGGAUGGCUGUUCAACCAGUUUGUAAGCAAAGAGUGGACGUGUCGGUGUGAAACCAACAAAUUCGAAAUUUAUUUCUGAAUUUUUAAGCUAUGCACUAGAUGUGGAUGAAUGACGUGUGAUCAGCUGGGGUUGGUGGCCAAGAGAGCCGGGAUGUCAGCUUUUUGAUUUAAUGCAUGCGGAUUGAACUCUUAGUAGUAAUAGAAAGGUUGACAAAAGCACUUGUUUGGUUAUCAUGGCAGGGUUCUGCAUAGUUUGGUUUUAUGUGUGUGCACUUCACUUUAAAUACUGCGGGGCUGUUUUUGUAAGAGGUGAAAGAACAGCACGGACACUGAAGCUCUACUUUUGUGGCCUCUGGAAAUCCACUCAUGUACACAUAGAAGAGUGAUAUCGAGAGCAAGAAAAGGUCUAUAAUGUAGGGAUGUGCACGGAAUUUUUUCCUUCGUUUCCUUCGUGCUAUCGUUUCAUUUCGACCGUUUGUCUACCCAAAACAAAUGACGACAUUUUCGUAGGAAACAAGAAGUAACACAAAAAUGAAAGCUGCACAGUCAUCGUGCUUGCUUUUGUUUUCCUUUAGUUUUGGCCCUGUAAUAAUAAGCAGGUACUGACAGAGGCCUGCUUUCCCAUUACAACUGAUGUGUACCAAUGGGUGUUAAUAAUAAUAUUAAUAUAAAUAACAAUAGUUACUCUGGGACCCUAAGCUGAGCCUGAGAGAGGUCUGCUUCCCCAUGACAUCUGAUGUGUGCCAAUGGGUUUUAAUAAUAUUAAUAUAAAUAAUGAUAGUUACUCUGGGACCCUAAGCUGAGUCUGGGAGAGGGUUGCUUCCCCAUGACAUCUGAUGUGUGCCAAUGGGUAUUAUUAAUAUUAAUAUUAAUAGCAAUCAUUUUUCUGGGACCCUAAGCAGAGUCUGAGAGAGGUCUGCUUCCCCAUAACAUCUGAUGUGUGCCAAUGGGUGUUAAUAAUCUAUAUAUAUAAAAGACUGAUGGCAUCAGGGCAGCGGACAAAACAACAAAACUACAGGCCCCCCAACCUCGAAUUUGACAACACAACCCAUCAUCCACGGCUCUAGGUUGAUACAACAAAAAGAAAAGAAAAAUAAAGUCCUAAUUAGAGGGAGAAGAAUAAUUGUUUUUAUCCAAUUGCUGCCAGUUACAAGGCUAAGCCUCCCACUCAGGGAGGAAACAGCCAGGCUUCAAAGCUAAUCAUUUUUCCUAAUUGCAGCAUUCAUACUUGCCUCCAACAGACAAAAAAAAUCAGAAAUAUUGUAUAUUCACAACCUUUAGGAAAUAAUAUCUCCUGAUGGCGCAGCGUGUUAAAACGCUGAGCUGCUGAACUUCUGGUUUGAAUUGGGGGAGUGGAGAGAGCCCCCACUGUUAGCCCCAGCUUCUGCCAACCCAGAAGUUCGAAAACAUGCAAAUGAGAGUAGAUGAAUAGUUACUGCUCCGGCGGGAAGGUAAUGGCGCUCCAUGCAGUCAUGCCAGCCACAUGACCUUGGAGGAGUCUACAGACAACGCCGGCUCUUCGGCUUAGAAAUGAAGAUGAGCACCAACCCCCAGAAUCAGGCAUGACUGGACUUAAUGUCAGGGGGGAACCUUUACCCUUUACCUUAACUACCACCAAUUCCUCAAUACUUUAUUUCCCAUACCACCAUACUUUGCCACAGCAACGCGUGGCCGGGCACAGCUAGUAUUAAUAUAAAUAGCAAUCAUUUUUCUGGGACCCUAAGGGUCUACAUGAAUGAAACUACACAAAAUGAACAGCAAUUCCAUACAAAAGCACAACACUACUAUAGUGCUCUUAGAUGUAUGGAAUUUGGGGUGAGAGAUAGAGCUUCCUCAGAUGAGUUUAAAAUGAGUGGUUGUUUGGGAUUCAUGUUAUGCAUGAAAUGAGCACAACGGCUCGAUUAGUGUUUGCUCCAGUAGAGGUUAAACUAAUAGUAUGGGUUGCCACGAUCCAUUGGGGUGGUGGGUUGUGAGGUUGUUGUUUUCCCUGAUAUAGUUGUACAAUAUCGGGGCUAUAUCUGGCUGUCGAGAGUGCUUUUCUUUUAUUUUUUGGGUGACCUCAAAUUUCUUCUUCUGUUCCUUUUCAUUGGGGAGUGAGGAGCGAAGAUGCAAUGUCGUGGAAAUGCAGGAUAAGCAUAUAAUCAGUCAAAUGCCCUAACUAAAAAGAAAACAUAAGGUCCAUCCACACUGUAGAACUGAUGCAGUUUGAACCCCAAUUUAACUUCCAUGGCUCGUUGCUAUGGAAUCCUGUGAUCUGUAGUUUGUUGAGGCAUCAGGACUCUAUGGCAGAGAGACUAAGGACCUUGUAUAACUUCAAUUUACAGGAGUUCAUAGCAGUCAAAGUGGUGCCAAACUGCAUUCAUUCUAUAGUUUAGAUGGCACAAAUCGUGUUGUAAAUCUCAACUAGAGUGACCCCAUUGAACGCAUUCAAUUUGCAUCAACGUUGUGGCUGGUAAUAGGAAUUUAGGCCAACGAAGUGAAUAUACAAAGUACUCUUGGAAAGACAUAUUCUUAAAUACAAUUCUGUCUUAAUUUUGCUCCACUGCAUAUUUACAUGUCACCUUUCCCUGUCUUCUCUUUUUGCCCCCCUUUUAAUUAUUUUCCUCUUCAAAGCCACUAUCUUCUAUUAGACAAUUUGUCGCAUUUUCGUCCCAAGACUCGUCUUACGUAUUUCACAGAAUUAUUAUUUCUCCAACUUGCCUGUUCUUGUCAUUCGAUAAUAAUAAAUAUAUUUUAAUUAUAUUCCACUCUAUCUCCCCGAGGGAUUACAGGACACAUAUAUGGCAAACAUUCAAUGCCAUGAUACAAUUAACAAGGACAGACAAUACAUAAACACAGGUAAAGGCUUUCCCCAUCUUUUCCAUUUCUGGCAUCUGGAGGCCGUUCUUGACUCUGGUCACCAGGGGGUGCUGUCACUCCAUCUUCCAUGACAAGGAGCUUUGUCGUCCAUGCUGCGUUUCCUCUGCUCCAUUUUCCAUUAUAGUAGACUGUUAGUCUUUAUGUAUGUACAUCUGCCAUGAGCAAACUUGGGCCCUCCAGGUGUUUUGGACUACAACUCCCACAAUUCCUAACAGCCUCAGGCCCCUUCCUUUUCCCUCUCAGCCGCUUAAGCGGCUGAGAGGGAAAAGGAAAGGGCCUGAGGGUGUUAGGAAUUGUGGGAGUUGUAGUCCAAAACAUCUGAAGGGCCCAAGUUUGCCCAUGGUGGAUGUACAGUAUGACUUCUGUAUUUGUAGAGGAUACUUUUCCAGAAUUCACAUGGAUACACAAAACUGCAGGUAAUAAUCAGCCCUAUUGAAAUGAAGACUAUCUAGAAAUAACAAAAUUUUUUGGAUGCAGAUAAUUGAAAGUAUGGAUAUGAGAUUGUUCUGUACUUAAACCUUGUAUCUGAGGAAGUAGGUGUAGAUAUUCUGCCAUUGCUUCAUCCUAUGGAAUUCUGGAAAUGUCCCGUAAUAAUCUCAUGGCAGUGGCCUACAUACCUUAAAGGCAACAGAUCCCAUCUGUUCUUGGUACCUAAGCAGGGUCAGCCCUGGUUAAGACCUGGAUGGGAGACCACCAACAAAUCCCAGGUGUUAUAGGUUGUAUUUCAAAGAAAAGAACUGGCAAAAUUGCUUUUAGCCCUUGAAAUUCAUGGGUCAAUGUUAAGUCGAUAAGCAACGUGAUUUCUGCAUUUUCAGUUCCUUCAAAGAUCUACCCACAGGCAAUGAUAAGUGUCUUUCAACCUGUAUUGUGAUUGGUUCAAAUGAUGAGGCAGCAUUAGCAUUAGAGACAACUUUUCAGACCACAGUGGUGGGUCUCUCAGUUGUGCUGUCAAUAAACUUGCCAUCCUAUGCAGAAAUUUGCAAAAACUUAUUGCAAACUGGAAAUGCACUGGAAAAAAGAACCAAAACCAUUUCCAAUUAUCACCAUGACUUAUGGAGUUGGGUCAUAUUUUUUUGACAUGGACAAAAACUUUGCUUGAAUUAUACCUAGACUGACAGGUCUGAAAAGACCCUGAUCAAAUCUCGUCUCGGCCAUCGGGUAUUUCCCACCAGCCGCAUCAUGCGCACAAACCCCAUGUUUAUCAAGGGGUCAAUAGCACUGUCCUGCCGCACAGGAUUGUUUCAAGAGGAACUUUGAACUAUUGUACACAAAGCUCAUUGAGCACUUAAGAGGAAAAUGCUGUACUGAAUCUUCGGUCUUAUGGUUAUAAUGAAGAUUUGGGAUUAGGGUUCGGUUUUUAGGUACUUUCCUUGUAUUUCUAAAUGCCUUCUUGUUGUGUCUUUGGGAUCUCCACUGAAUAAAGGACUUGAAUUGUA
Messenger RNA from Anolis carolinensis (green anole), 10654 nucleotides. RefSeq names its product zinc finger protein 646. Gene Ontology annotation, biological process: regulation of transcription by RNA polymerase II. Gene Ontology annotation, molecular function: RNA polymerase II cis-regulatory region sequence-specific DNA binding; DNA-binding transcription factor activity, RNA polymerase II-specific. The record is from RefSeq and is a predicted model, not a curated record. The coding region runs from base 6 to 3926 and encodes 1306 amino acids. The transcript is spliced from 6 exons. Lineage: Eukaryota; Metazoa; Chordata; Lepidosauria; Squamata; Anolidae.